Zygosaccharomyces rouxii is the source of this 1512-nucleotide messenger RNA. RefSeq names its product Jjj2p (gene JJJ2). Lineage: Eukaryota; Fungi; Ascomycota; Saccharomycetes; Saccharomycetales; Saccharomycetaceae. The record is from RefSeq and is a predicted model, not a curated record. Gene Ontology annotation, cellular component: cytoplasm. The transcript has a single exon. Bases 1 to 1512 code for a protein of 503 amino acids. Gene Ontology annotation, biological process: protein refolding.
AUGACUCCACCAUUAAAAAUUCAACUUGAUGAGACUACUUAUUACUCUACAUUAGGAUUGAGCACCAAUGCAUCUGAUAAAGAGAUCCAUAAAUCAUAUGUGAAAUUGGCUCGUGAACUACAUCCAGACAAAUCAAAAUCCGAUGGUGCAGCUGAGUUGUUCAAAUUGAUCAGUCAUGCCCAUUCUGUGUUGAUGGAUAAAGAGAAGAAAGAUGCAUACGAUAAGAUUUUAAUAUCAAAGGGACUUCUAAAUCAUUCACCAAGAAGAAAUUACCACAGAUUCGAGGGGACUACAGUGUCAGAGGUAGCUGAUAAAGUUAAAUCUACAAAACCUCAACGACCUUAUGAGAAGCAACCUUAUGGAUUCAAUACGAAGAGUACCACACCUCCCAAGACCAAAGUACCGAUCUUUCAAUCAUUUAAUUUGAAGAAUUACCAAACUAAGAGUUAUCAGACCAGAGGUGGACAGAACACAACGGCUCCACAAAAGAGUAAUGGCGUUUUUGAUUCAAGACCAACUACACCAUUCAAUUCAGGGAAAGAUGAUAAAAAUCAAAUCAAUGACAACCAAAAACAUGAGGAAGAAGAGGAAGCUAAUGAUAGAACUAAAAUUCAUAAAGUGAACCCUUUCGAAAACUCACAGAAUUCACCAUUUGCCAAUCACGAUCACCGUCAUUAUGCAAGAACCAAACACGAGGCCAGAGCUCAGGAGAGAAGAUCUACUUCACCAAUAAAAACUGUACCCACGUCUUCAGGUAAAUCAGAGGGUUGGGACAGUUUGAAGCAUCUAUUAGAAAAAUUCAAACAACAAGAUUCGGAAAACGAAGUGCCGCCCAGGUUUCAGGGCUCAAAGAAAGAGGAAGCACAGGACGAAAAGAAACAGAGUGAUAAAAUACGCAAAGCAGAGUCUCAAAGUAUACAUCUAGAUGAUUUGAGUCAAUCUCUACCGAGGGAGAACAAUUUCUUCGAUAUGAGAAACGUUAGCAAUUCUAUACCUGCUAUCAAGAGAACUAAGCUAGAUAUAAGAAUUCCAGAUGAAUCACCAAAGCAAGAGCACAAGAAGGAUACUCAAAACAUCGCAGAGUCUCUUUUUGUUCCUGUUAAUAGACCGCUGCCGAGAAUCUACAAGACAGAUCACAUACCAUUGGAUCAGUACAUGAUAAACUCUAAAUCGCUUCAGUGGCAGCUACCUGCAAUGCCUAAUUUUCAAUGCAACAUACUAAAUCAAUCAGAAGUGGAAUACUGUAAGGAAUUGGUUAAAAGUUUCAAUGAAGAAUCCAACGCUCUGAAAGAACAGCUUUUACAGACAUUACGGGAACGUCUAGAUGCAGACAAGAUACUGAAUGAAAGACUAGUUAAAGUAGAGAACACCGCAAACUGGGUCUCUUCCAAAGAUUUCGAUUUUGAAGUGGUCAAUAAGCUCGGAGAACUGCAAAGCAGGCAGCGAAUCGUCGCACAGAGUUUCGCCAACUUACUGAAAAGCGCAUACGCUUCAGAUCAAAGGAAUUCAUGA